This is a messenger RNA of Symbiodinium sp. CCMP2456, 742 nucleotides long. Lineage: Eukaryota; Dinophyceae; Suessiales; Symbiodiniaceae. The record is from the annotation of a GenBank genome assembly.
GUCGGGUCCUGCAGUCCGGGACGAGGCUGAGGGCGCCAAGGAGAAAGCAAGUUGGAACUUGUCCAUCAAUGUGCCGGUGCUGUCCGUGAGCUGGAUCCACCGUCAUGAAGAGGUUUUGGCAGUGCGCGUGAAGGGGAUCAAGCUGGAGGUUGGUCAGCAUGCCACAGAUCGAAGCUUCGACAUUGGCAUGCAGCACCUGCAGGUGGAUCACUUCAUGGAUGGUGGAGAGCUGCCCGUUGUACUGAAUCGCCGCUUCCUCCACAUAAACAGCCGUUGGCUGCGGGAGAAGGCCGUGCAGCUUUCGGCAAAGUGGAUCAGCGACAGCCACAUCAUCAAGAAGCUGUCUGUGAGCCUGGUCCCGUACUGGCUCAACUUGGAGUUGGGAGUGCUAAUUCGGUUGCUAGACCUCGCCGAGAGCUCCCUGGGUGUGAACGAAGCAUCACCCGACGAAGGAGCGCGUGUUGCAUUGGCUGCGCCGUCUCAGCCCUCCUCUUUGGCCGAUGCCAAGCACCUGGAGGUGUGGCGAUUGGAGACCUUGGUGGUUCAGCCCCUUCGCCUGACGAUCAUGGUUCGCUCGCCAGAUACUGCUGCGGCGCGAGAUCACACCAUGGCUCGAAGAAUUCGCUUCCUGCCGGUGGACAUGCCCAACAUGGACCUCAAAGUAGACCAGACUGUUCUGACCAAUCAGUUCGGAUCCAUUCAGCAGCUGUUGGGCACUUUGGGCAACCAGUACAAGCGCAAG